This is a messenger RNA of Mesocestoides corti, 1401 nucleotides long. The record is from the annotation of a GenBank genome assembly. NCBI's taxonomy places the organism in Eukaryota, Metazoa, Platyhelminthes, Cestoda, Cyclophyllidea, Mesocestoididae.
AUGGACUUUGCAUCUAAGAUUUUUAUCGUUCUGAGUCCACAGUUAGAAGAGGCCAAGCUAUGCGAUGGGAUUACAGAGUUGCAGUUGCAAAAUUAUCUUGUUCCUUUAUUACCCCUCUCGUAUCUUGUUGAUGAUGAUUUUAUUGCCGGAUUCUGCCACAGAGGUGUUGUUGAUAUUAUCCCGCUGGCACACCACAACGACCUCGAAGUUUUCGUACGAAAAAAUAUGCUAACUAUCAACAUGUCUGCUUCUGUCUAUUCUGCCUUUGGACUCGCAGGCGUUAAAUUUAUGUGCAACAACAGGAAAAUGUAUCAUUUCAACAUUCACCUCGGCUGGCCAACUUUCAAACGGAACGACAAUGCACACAUGAGAUUGCGUAAUUUCUUCAAUAGCGAAGAGGUUACCUCUCGUCGCCCUCCCGGUCCCUGUGUGGUGCGUUGGGCGGUGAAUAAAAACAUCGACUGGACGCGGGCUGAGAAUGGGGGACUGUCGGAGGCGCCUCAUCCAUACUCCCUGGCUCGCUUCCUCGCCUCCGAUUUUCGCAUUGCGAUUCCAACAGUGGAGGUGUGCAACCUGGAAGCUGGUGCCGAGGUGCCUCGAUUUAUCGAAGCAAACUCCGCGGUGGACCAUCCCUCAGGUUCCUCGGUCGACCACGAAUCUGCCCGCAUCGCGCACUCGACACUUCAGCAGAUGGCCGCUGGCGUCUACCCUGCCAAUGAUAGCUACUUAUCACCGCUGUCUUCGCGUCGUGCCUCUUCGUCUUCGCAACGACAGGCAAUUUGUCUGAGAGGUGCAACGAUCCUGACAAUAUCCGGGAUUUUUACGCUAGAACAAUGUCAAAAACUGGAAGAUCUGCUCACUGCCAACACGCAGAAGGAGGGUUGUCCCUUGUUCUCCUUUGACGAAUUGUGUCGGCUGAUUCUCGGUCCGACUUUGGCUGACAAGGGCUGGGAGGGUCAGAAGUGGAAGUUCUGCUUGACCCAGUUUGCGGGUGAGGAGACUGACCUUUCACGCGUUGCUCUGGGAUGCAAGAUCGGCCCGGAUCACGUCUUCGUAACGCCAAUACCAGGACUCGAUCCUUACGCCAUUCUCCUGAUCAUAGGAGAACUCCGAGAGGCCCUGGCGUGGAAAGCAAUGGUUGUAAAUUUAAAAAGCAUCUCCUUUUUUCUCUGUGCUCUUUUCAGCGAGGUGGUACGAACAAGCCCCUCGGAAAAUUCGGUGGCCUUUUUCGCCAGCCGUCAAAUUGAAUCGGAUUGGUUUCCAUCGAUCACGGAGAAGAAGAAAGACGGUCACUCGCCUGUGUUCUUCCAGAAACUUCUGGCACCUGUCUUCGCGGCCAGUCAGCCUUACGUGCUGACGCUUAAUUUCGUCCCCGAGUUGACCUGCGAAAUUAAAGAGUAG